Pochonia chlamydosporia 170 is the source of this 1464-nucleotide messenger RNA. RefSeq names its product inner membrane transport protein yfaV. Gene Ontology annotation, biological process: transmembrane transport. Gene Ontology annotation, cellular component: membrane. The coding region runs from base 1 to 1464 and encodes 487 amino acids. The transcript has 7 exons. The record is from RefSeq and is a predicted model, not a curated record. Gene Ontology annotation, molecular function: transmembrane transporter activity. Lineage: Eukaryota; Fungi; Ascomycota; Sordariomycetes; Hypocreales; Clavicipitaceae.
AUGGUAGAAAUGCAUGGAGAAAAACCACUGGAAGACAGCUCGUCCGCCGAGCAAGGCCUCCCAGCACAAGAAUGCAACGCAAAGCUGGAGAAACAAGCACGACUAAAAGUCGAUUGCUCCGUCCUGGCCCUCCUUUUCCUCGGCCUCCUCGUCUUUCAGCUCGACCGUAUGAACCUCGCCAGCGCCUUGACCGGAGGAUUCGCACAAGACAUCAACGUCAACCAAGACACCAUCAAUCUCGGCAACCAACUAAUGUUCAUGGGGAUUGUAGUCCUCGAAAUACCAUGCAACAUGGCCUUACAAAGACUCGGUCCUCGAAAGUGGAUGCCCGCUCAGGUAUUCAUGUUUGGCGUCGUAGCUACAAUGCAAGUCUUUGUUCGUAACCGCAUCGGCUUCCUCUUAGUACGACUUAUCCUCGGCCUCGCUGAAGCGGGAUACAUCCCGGGGGCGAUAUACACGCUCUCGACGUGGUACCAGAAGCGUGAGUUGGCAAAGCGUGUGGCGAUUCUCUUUUUUGGCAUGUUUGGCGGUAAUGCCAUUAGUCCGCUUUUGGCGUCGGGGAUAUUGAAACUGGACCAUGUUCGUGGACUUCGUGGUUGGCAAUGGCUUUUUCUGAUUGAGGGGCUGUUCACCGUAUGCGUCUCGUUUCUCUUUCUCCUCUUCCUUCCUGGUUCUACGGAUGAACCUAAGCCACUUUUGGGACGAGGCAUCAUCCGUAUCUCCCAUGACGAACAGGUUGUUCUUCAGCGCAGGAUCGAAACGGACGACUCGGAGAAACGGCCUGGUGCUCAAGGGCUAGAGAUACCAUGGAAGCUUGUCUGGCGAACUGUCAAGCACUACCGUCGAUGGCCGCACUAUGUGUCGACAUUUGCUGUCUUUUCAACCUGGAGUCCCUUGACAACAUAUACCCCUUCCAUCAUCAUGGCUCUAGGUUUCGACCGCAUCACUGCAAAUGCCCUCGCUGCCGUUGGUGGUAGUUUGGCUCUCGUCGUUGUCUUUCUGUUUGCAUACAUGAGCGACAAGACGAACCUGCGGGGCGGAUCUGUCAUUGCCGCACAUAUCUGCUACCUCAUCACGCUGAUUGUUGCUCGACAAGUCCAUCCUCACGUGGGCAAGUGGUCGCGAUGGGGCUUGUGGACGGCGGUCAACAGCUUCGCUGUCGGAUAUCACCCCGUUCAUAAUUCGUGGGUUCAACUUAAUUGCCGGGAACCAGGGGAGCGAAGCAUCGCUAUUGCGAUGUGGGUUAUGUCGGCCAUCAGCGGAUUAAUGGUGGGAACACAAUACUUUCGAGCCAAUGAUGCACCAUUUUAUCAAACCGGGCUGAGAACAAUGAUCAUCAUGGUCUGUGUAGGUAUCGUCUUUGCCAGUAUUCAAGAGGCAGUGUAUAUUGUGCACAAUCGACGUGUGGCGCGAGGAAAGAUUCGGAGCAAGGACGGCUCACCGCCCAUGAUAUAUGUACCGUAG